Molecule: messenger RNA, 1150 nt
Organism: Alligator mississippiensis (American alligator)
Lineage: Eukaryota; Metazoa; Chordata; Crocodylia; Alligatoridae
Gene: AP5S1
Product: adaptor related protein complex 5 subunit sigma 1
Exons: 3
Coding region: 62-673 (203 amino acids)
Biological process (GO): double-strand break repair via homologous recombination; endosomal transport
Cellular component (GO): cytosol; late endosome; lysosome
Source: RefSeq, a predicted model, not a curated record
UCUACGUCAGCUUCCGAAAGGAAGUCACGUGCGCGCUGCCUGGCUGCGCGGGGAGGCUGCCAUGGUCCACGCCUUCCUGCUGCACACGCUGAGCCCGCGGCCCGGGGACGCGGCAGGGCCCUGCCGCCUGCUGUACUCCAGGGUCUUCGGGUCGGAGCGGCCGGACGUGGCGCCGGAGCCUCCUGGGCUGCAGGAGCUGGAGAGGGAGCGGCUGGGCCAGAAGGAGCGGAUGCUGGUUGUCGCCAGGCAGGUGGACACGAUGUGCAAGCUGCAGCAGCAGGUCUCGGGGCGUCCCGCCGCUGACAUCGUCCUCCAGCUGCCCGACGAGCCCAUGUCCUUGCAAGAUGCCCCAGCCGGGCUAUUUCGUCUGCCUGCCGGGGACCCCUUCGGGGACAGAAAGACGGUGCUGUGGCUGGGGGUGCUGUCCCUGGGCUUCGUCCUGGUGUGCGACCCGCACGAGAACUUGAUGCUGGCUGAGAGCACCCUGCGGCUGCUGGCACGGUACCUCCUGGACCACCUCCGGCUUCUGGGGCCAGGCAGUGACAUCGUCCUCAAGGCCGACAAGACCGAGGUCAUCCUGAACAAGGUCCUGCCCCACGGCCAGCUGCUGUUCCUCAACGACCAGUUCGUGCAGGCGCUGGAGAGGGAGCUGAGCGCCACCCUGCCCAAAUAGGGUGCUCUGACUGCAGGGGGGUGGGAAGACCGUGGGACAGCUGCUUGUCACGUGGUCAUGGCAGAAACCCCCCCCCGUCACUUGCUCCAGUUAGACAGGAGCUAGGGCUGGAGUCUGCAGUGCAGCCAGCUUCCCUUUCUCUGGCUGGUGUGAGAUUAGGAGCCAGCUUGCCUGUCUCCUGCAGGGAGAUCCCCCCACAGACGCAGGGGCCUGGGGAAGCCAGGGGGAAAAUAAAAGCAAGGCCAGGAAGGAGGUCAGAGCUGCCAAGGAGCAACCAGCAGCAAAGCACAGGGAGUAGACACUGCUUCGAGCAUCUCUGCCCUAGGGGGUGCUCAGAUAAAGGCCUUGGGGCUUAGGGAGCAUCACUUCCAUCCCCUUCCUGCACGGAUGGGUGGACAGGGCAAGGAACAGCGCCGACACAGCCUUUGCACCGCAUUGGCACCUGACUAGACCGAUUAAAGCAGCCCGUGGACUGCA